Aphanomyces astaci is the source of this 237-nucleotide messenger RNA. RefSeq lists its product as hypothetical. Gene Ontology annotation, molecular function: zinc ion binding. The transcript has a single exon. The record is from RefSeq and is a predicted model, not a curated record. Bases 1 to 237 code for a protein of 78 amino acids. Lineage: Eukaryota; Oomycota; Saprolegniomycetes; Saprolegniales; Verrucalvaceae.
AUGAAGCACCCGCUGUUUGCGUACGAGAAGAACGAGCAUGAAACGAUGGAGUGCCGGUUCCGACUCGUGUGGUGCCCCAUGGGCUGCGGCCAGCACGUGGUCGCCAACACCGUCCAAACCCAUCAAGCAGUGUGCGGCAUGCGAUUCUCCACGUGUUCCCUCGGCUGUGGCGUCGAAAUGAGAGAAAAAGAUCGGCUCGACCACGAACAGUUUGAUUGUUUGUAUCACAAGAAGUAG